AUGCCGGCAGCAGGCGACAGGCGUCCAUGGCGACCGAGGAGGCAACGGUGGCAACGCGCUGUACUCCUGCUUACCGUAGUGACCACCUGCCAGCUGUGGUCCAGCUUCGUGUCUGCGCCACAGACGACUGAGGCAGCCGAAUCUCUUCCGAAUGUUUGGAACAGUACACAGUCAGAGGAGCCGGAGACGCCGGAUAACCGGAGCGAAGUCGAAAUCAGGAGGUGCAUCGACCUGUUCAGGGUGCACGGAGCACCGACUGCGCUCCCUGCCCCGAAACCAACCAACGCCAGCAGUAUGCCCAACGACAAUGCCCCUCAUAAGAAGGGGGAGUACCCGGCGGACUUUUUCUCCGUGGAGGAGCGCCGCCAGGGCUUUGUACUUUUACACAUUUUUGGGAUGGUCUACAUGUUUGUGGCCCUCGCCAUUGUGUGCGACGAGUUUUUUGUCCCAGCCCUAGGUGUCAUCACGGACAAGUUGCAGAUCUCGGACGAUGUGGCCGGAGCGACGUUUAUGGCAGCUGGAGGUUCUGCUCCCGAGCUUUUUACAUCGCUUAUCGGGGUAUUCAUCUCUCACAGUAACAUCGGCAUCGGGACAAUCGUGGGCUCUGCAGUGUUCAACAUCCUCUUUGUGAUCGGCAUGUGCGCCCUUUUCUCCAGGGAGAUCCUGCACCUGACCUGGUGGCCGCUCUUCAGGGACGUCUCCUUCUACGUUCUGGACCUCAUUAUGCUUAUUAUUUUCUUCCUGGAUAACAUUAUUUCUUGGUGGGAGAGUCUAUUGCUCAUCUUAGGCUAUGCCAGCUAUGUCAUCUUCAUGAAGUUCAACGUGCAGCUGGAGCAACUGGUGAAACUGCAGCUCAACAGACACAAGAACAUCGUGCAGGUCAUCGCGCCAGAAGAGGUGGACCAGAAGAAUGGUCCAGUUACAGAGGAGAGACAGCGUGCCCAGCUUGAAGAUAACACUCGACUGAAGCUCCGGCCAGCGCUGCAGAGAGGGGGCAGCUCUGCUUCACUUCACAACAGUACAAUGCGCAACACGAUCUUCCAGCUAAUGAUCCACACGCUUGACCCCCUCGGAGAGGCCAAGUUUAAGGACAAGGCAGCGAUCCUGGAUAGAGUGGCCAGGGGCAAGGUAUUACACACUGGACGAGGAAAGUUGCAAGGUUGUGAAGAAAAGCCUGAUGUUCCCAAAUCAGUGAGCGUCCAGGUGACUCCUCCAGAGCAGGACGCAGAGGUUGACAAGGAGGAAAAGUGUGAAGAUCACAAGGUUUCAGAUGACUCUGCAGUUUCAGAGAGCGAUGAAGAAAACAGCAGCAGUGAUGAUACAGACAAUGAUACAGACAGCAGUGACCAGGAGGAUGACGAGGAGUCUGAAGAAAAUGAGGAGCCACUGUCUUUGGAAUGGCCAGAGAGCCAUCGCAAGCGGGCCACCUACCUCUUCCUACUUCCAAUUGUCUUCCCACUGUGGCUCACCCUUCCAGAUGUCCGUAAAGCAGUCUCCAAGAAGUUCUUCAUUAUCACUUUCUUAGGCUCCAUUGUCUGGAUUGCAGUGUUUUCUUAUUUGAUGGUAUGGUGGGCACAUCAGGUUGGUGAGACUAUAGGAAUUUCUGAAGAGAUUAUGGGAUUGACGAUCUUGGCAGCAGGAACCUCCAUUCCGGAUCUCAUUACAAGUGUCAUUGUGGCACGGAAAGGUCUAGGAGACAUGGCUGUCUCCAGCUCAGUAGGCAGUAAUAUAUUUGACAUUACUGUUGGGUUGCCCGUUCCCUGGUUGCUUUACUCCGUUUUCAAUGGUCUUUCACCCGUGGCCGUCAGCAGCAAUGGUCUCUUUUGCGCCAUCGUCCUACUCUUUUUCAUGCUCAUCUUCGUCAUUUCCUCUAUCGCUGCUUGCAAAUGGAAAAUGAGCAAAUACCUGGGCAUCACAAUGUUUGGCCUUUAUUUCAUCUUUCUGAUUAUUAGCGUGUUGCUGGAGGACCGUAUCAUUAUUUGUCCAGUGUCCAUCUGACCACUCAAAAGUUCAACAUCUAAUUGAAAAAUGGC
Messenger RNA from Polypterus senegalus (gray bichir), 2033 nucleotides. RefSeq names its product solute carrier family 24 member 1 (gene slc24a1). Lineage: Eukaryota; Metazoa; Chordata; Cladistia; Polypteriformes; Polypteridae. Gene Ontology annotation, cellular component: membrane. Gene Ontology annotation, biological process: calcium ion transmembrane transport; intracellular calcium ion homeostasis; long-term synaptic depression. The record is from RefSeq and is a predicted model, not a curated record. Bases 1 to 1998 code for a protein of 665 amino acids. The transcript has 9 exons. Gene Ontology annotation, molecular function: calcium channel activity; calcium, potassium:sodium antiporter activity.